AUACUCCUGGAGCUGACAGAAAGCAGAAGCUGCCCGUUGUCUGCUUACCGUUCGUGUACCCUUCAGCUCAGUCACACACUUCUUCAACUUUGCUCGCUUCCCUCUCUGGGCAGAGACCUCGGAUGGUCAAGCUCUGCUGCUCUUUGUUUCCUUCCCUCUCGCUUCCCGCACCGCUCCUGAUGUCGAGGCCUGGCGGCGGCGGCGGCUCUCCCCUUACUUCGGGCUCCAGGACUCAGCUCUGAAGAAGAGUGGCCGGCAGCAGCUGAAAGUGGAUCUUUACGUCUUGUUGCAGCAGCGUCGAGUCAGUUGUUUACAAUGCACUUAUGACAGAAACCAUGGAGCUUCAGAAAGGAAAAAAAAUUGGUAUUUGGCAUGAUGCAGCAGAAAAUGUAUAAAUUAAGGUAAUGAUGGUAGCGACCUAAAAGUUUUGCAUCUUUCUAAAGUUAAAAGAUGACCGAGGUACAAGCAACAGUGGAAUUUUCAGUGGAGUUACACAAAUUUUACAAUGUGGACCUAUUCCAGAGGGGAUUUUACCAGAUUCGUGCAACGAUGAAGCUGCCUCCCAGAAUUCCGCACAAGAUGGAGGCCAGUUUGCUGAAUCCAACAGGCUCUGAACUUGCCUUUCCUCCUGCUGCCUAUGAUUGUUCAGUCUGCAGUAAAACCUUUCAGAUUCUUUACAAAAAUGAAGAGAUCAUGGUUAAUGAUGUGCUACUCCUCAAAGUUAAAAUGUUACUUGAUGAAAAAAAGAUUGAAGAAUCCCUGAAUGAGAUGGAUUUCCAGUUGUCUUUAGAUCUCAACUUCACUGACAAAGACUUUGCAUCUGAUGAUCCAAAUUCUCUCCAACUGAUUAGUAGUCGGACAUUGAAGCUGCACUUCAGUUUACAUCAAGGACUUCAUCAUCAUGUCAAUGUUAUGUUUGAUUACUUCCACCUCUCUGUUGUAUCAAUCACUAUUCAUGCUUCCUUGGUUGCUCUUCACCAGCCUCUGAUAAGCUUUCCUCGUCCUGUGAAGAACACUUGGUUAAACAGGAAUUCCCCAGUCCAAAGCAAGGAUUAUAGCAUUCCUUCCCUCGAGAGUGUGGUUUUUGGCAGUAACUAUACAAAACAGCUGUCGCCUGAUGGCAGCAAUUAUGUGGUGCCAGAAAGCUGCAUGCAACAUGCAUACAAUUUCCAUUAUAAUAUCUGUUCAAGCUUGCUUAGGGCUUACAAGGGCCUUUUCAACUACUUUACCAUGGUUACAAAAGAACUACCGACAUCUCGCAGGAUGGAGUUGGCCGUGACCAACAUGCAGGUCCUUUAUGAGCGACUUCUCAGAAGAAAAUAUCCAAGAACACAGAAGGACACUUUAAUAGAGGAGAUUGAUGUUGAUGCCAGACUUGAAGAACUUUGUGAACAGAUAAAGCUGAAAGUGGAAAAUCCUGAUGAUCUUCCAGAAUUGGUGAACAUGGACCUUGCGCAGCUUUGUUCAUUGCUAAUGGCUCUAUGGGCACAGUUUAUAGAGAUUGUGUCACUACAGGGAGAAGUCUCAGCUUUAUUAGCAAAGGAACAUCAUGUACUUCGUGUAAGAAGAUUCUCAGAAGCUUUUUUCUGCAUUGAACAUCCUAGACAAGCAGCUCUGGCAUAUCAGGAAUUGCAUGCACAAAGUCACGCACAGAUGGCUGCAGCUGUAAAGAAUUCUACCUAUUUCAGUUCUCUUCCAUCUCUUCCUGUGGAAUGUGUGGAAUUAGAUGGAGAUUUCAGCUCACUGCCCAUUAUCUUUGAGGAUCGAUAUCUGGAUUCUGUUCCAGAAGACUUGAGUGUUCCCUGGAGUGGGGUUCAGAAUGUAAGAAGAUCAUCCUUUUCUGCCAAAUUUGAAAAAUCUGACUCAAAAGAAUCUAACACUUCAGGCUUCUCUAGUCCUGAUUUUAAAGCAAAGCCAGCAAGCAUCCACAGUGUUAAACAUAAUGAAAAUGAAAAGCCACAGAUGAAGCAGCACAAGGUGAAAGCUGAAGAGCACAGCAAACCAAAAGUAAAAGCAACAAAACUUAAGAAGACAAUUAAGUCUGAAAGUAACAAAAAAUUGAUGAAACAAAACUCUAAGGACUCUGUCAUACUGGUUGGUUACAAAUGCUUGAAGAAUUCAAACUUGGGAGAGAUCAGUAAAUCUGAGGGUGGGCUUCCAAUCUAUCCAAAAGGUGGGCAGGUUCCCACAACCAUAAGAGAUGGUAAUGAGGCAAUGGCUGAUUCUAAGCUACUGUGUCAACAUAAAGAGCUAAUACCUCUUCUGUCAAGUAUGGAAGAAAAUGUAGAGACUCCAAAAGCUAAAAGUCUCAAUAAAUUUGGUGAUAGCAUUAAUUGUCAUAAAAUGGAACCUGGCACAUUUGCAUCAUCAAGCUUGUUCCAGGCAGGUCCUGGGAAUCCAACUGAGUGUUCAGACUCUAUUAAAUUUGAUAGAUUGAGUAGUCAACAAAUGACAUCAAACUCAGGUAUAUCAAAUAUCAAACAUAUUGAAGUCAAACCAAGAAGUAAAUGUACUUAUGAAGGGGAAAAAGUAACAGUCAUUAUGGCCUCCAAAUUUCCUGUUCAAGAUGACCAAGGGCCUUAUCAAUCUGCUGAGCCACAACAUCUGGAUUCUAAAAACAAUUAUUUGCAUUUGGAAGAAAAUGUACUACACUCUCCUGCGUCUGAUAGUACACAGUCGAAUGUAUGUACAAAGGGGUUUAAUUUGGUUACAAGUGGAGAUGCUGUUAAAUUGCCGGAUGUUUAUGUCACCUGCUCAUCGUCCAGAGUUUCAGAUUCUGGUAUCGAAAGUGAGCCCAGUUCUUUUGCUUUCCACUUGGAUCCAGAUUUAGUUACUGAGCCAGUAUUGGAGAAGACUUCUGUUCUCAGUGAAAAGCCUUUCAUGCAGCUACUACUAAAACCAGAAUUAAGUUCAAAGAGUAUGGUGGAAGGCAGAUGUACAGAGAGUACAAGUGCUGUAAGUGAAAUACAGUCAUCUUUAACUUCUAUAAACUCUCUGCCUUCAGAUGAUGAUCAUGAACAGCAAGUUGAUGAAAGCUUAAAAGUUGCAACCAAUCUUGUGCAACAAACUAGCGAUGAACAGCCCAAGAUAGAAUCAACUGUCGUACCAGAUGAGAUAAAAUUUGAAAAUAAAACAUCAAGUAUUGUAGUGCAAGAAGAAAGUGUUGUGUUCGUUGAUGGUUCAGGGACUCUACAUCAAACUCAACAUUCUUCAAAAUUUCCUGAGCAAAUGUUUGAUAACUGCAUUGUCAGUCAAGAAGGUAGCAACAAUCCACAGCAAAAUAUUGCUUGCUUUAAUGAUUUUAGAGAACUUCAAGAUUCUUAUGAAGAUUUCAGUUUAGAAAAAGCAUCCACCGAACAUAUAAUUAAACUGAAUUCUGAAGUGAUUUACCUUGAUGAGCCAAGAUGUGGAACAUCGGAUGAGGCACAGAUUAGCCAAAGUGUAGUUGCAGAAUUGCAUCCAGAACAACAUUUAAAUAUAAUUCACAUGUUUGAAAUUCCAGCAUUGGAGGAAACAGAUGAUAGAAUGCACACAAAUCUUUCAGCUACCAGCAGCACUGACAUUGUGAAACAAGGAUUAGUGGAGAAUUAUUUUGGAUCUAGAAGCAGCACAGACCUUUCUGAUACUAGUCCUGGUGGUGGUGGCAGCUGUCCCUCAAGCCCUCAAAAGGCAACUAUUGGCCUUGUCACUCUCAUACAAGCAGAGGAGGAUGAAGAACAAGAAAUGAUAGAAAAUGGUUAUUAUGAAGCUGAUGAUGAUGCUGUUUCUGAUAGAAAUGAUGCAGUCAAACCUGAACUAAUUAAUGCCCAUCACACUGCAGAACGUGCAGGUGUGCAAGGUGCAUGUACUCCUACCUGUUUAUCCUUUUCAUCAGUUGUCAAAGAUUCCCCAUCUAUUAGUGGACUGUCUUCACAAACCAAACAUGAUGCAAUUACAAAGCAACCUAACAGUGCAUUCUUCAGCUCUAACCUGUCAGCCUUCUGGUCUAAUGAUGCUGGGAUAAAAGGACAGAUGAAGACUUUUCUCCAGGCAAAAGAAGAACUGAAGUUACUAAAGUUUCCUGGCUUUAUAUACAGUGAUCUUCCUGAUUUGGCUUCCAAAAAUCCAUACUUCAGCUUGGAGGAGGAUGUGAAUGUAGAUGAUGGUGUUCAUCUCAUAGUAUGCGUACAUGGAUUAGAUGGAAACAGUGCAGAUCUCCGUUUGGUAAAAACUUACAUUGAACUUGGUUUACCAGGAACCCAAAUAGAGUUCCUUAUGUCAGAGAGGAAUCAGAAUGACACAUUUGCAGACUUUGAAUCCAUGACAGAUCGACUUUUGGAUGAGAUAAUACAGUACAUUCAAAUUUACAACCUUACAGUUUCCAAAAUCAGUUUCAUAGGGCACUCUUUAGGUAACUUGAUUAUUCGAUCUGUUCUCACAAGACAAAGAUUUAAAUUUUACUUGAACAAGCUGCACACUUUCCUUUCAUUGUCUGGGCCUCACCUGGGGACAUUAUACAACAGUAGUACACUCGUUAAUACAGGGCUCUGGUUUAUGCAGAAGUGGAAGAAGUCUGGGUCCCUACUUCAACUAACGUGUCGAGAUCAUUCUGAUCCUCGCCAAACGUUUCUGUACAAACUUAGCAAAAAAGCAGGUCUCCAUUACUUCAAAAAUGUGGUAUUAAUUGGCUCACUACAAGAUCGUUAUGUUCCCUACCAUUCUGCUCGAGUUGAAAUAUGUAAAACUGCUUUAAAAGAUAAACAAUCAGGACCAGUAUAUGCUGAGAUGGUCCAAAAUCUUCUAACACCGGUGCUUGAAAAUAAGGAAUGUAAUUUGGUUCGAUAUGAUAUUAUCCAUGCAUUGCCCAACACUGCUAAUUCGUUAAUAGGACGAGCAGCUCAUAUUGCAGUUCUCGAUUCUGAAAUAUUUUUGGAGAAGUUUUUUCUGGUUGCAGGCCUUAAAUAUUUUCAGUGAGAAUGGGUGCCAUUGACUCUUACCUCUUUAUUCAAGGAAACACAUUUGAUCACAGAACACUGUCAGCUGAAAGAAAAUAAGACUAUUUAUACAUUUUUGUAUUAGAAAUGAUCCUGCAUUGAGUCCUCGGAGAUAGUUAAAAGAUCUCAACAUGUUUAUGCCUGUUGGUUUGUGCUGUGCAAAUACCAAUUUUAUAUUUUUAUCUGUCUUAUGUACCUAUUUUUUUUCCGGUUCAGUUGUUCUAUGUUUUUUAAAAAUUUUAUUCUACCUUUUUAGGUAUCAGUUAAUAAUUGAAAUGAUCAGGGUGCACUGAUAUAACUUUACUUUCUAAAUUUAUAAAGUUAACAUGCAUUAGUAAAUUAGAGAUAAUAUGUUAAUUUAAUUAAUCACUUCCAAAGAAUUCAUUUUCAUAGUCUAAUUGAGAGCCUGUUGUAUGUAUCAUUUUUAGCAUGGACUUUGGCAACUGGAAACCCUUUAAGACGCUGCUACAUAUUUAUACAUUUUUAACAUUGCUCAGCCUGUAGGAAUUCUACAGAUCUCUUUUUCAUUUCAUGCAAUCUUUCUGAAAAGACCAAAUACUGUUGUAUACACGAAUACCUUGUGUCACUGUCAAAUUUUAAACUAGUUCAUAAAUGUCUUCUAUACAUUUUUAUACUGAAAACAUCCUCUUACAACUCUUAACCAUACCUGUGGAACAUGAUACUUUUUCUACUACUGAAGUGGAAAGAUUGUUUGCUAUGGGACUUUUAGAACUGAAGAAACUAUUUUCAAAUCUUCUCAUACUCUAAAUGUAAUAUAAAACUUUUGACCAUCAUACUACUAGUCUGAUGAUCUUCAUUUGCAAUGAUUGUACUGCACCAUGGUAUAAACUUCAAUACGCUGAUCCCAGCAUACACCAGACAUUUAAUCAACCCUUUUACAUUCUAAGAAAGUUGUGGUGAAGAGCCAACGUUUCAACCUCCUGCUUUAAUGAACAGUCAGUUGACCUCACUGUUGAGAUCCUUAUAUGUCAACAUUUUUGUGUAUGACAUUUACUAAAAUGUAGUUAAUGCUUGUCAUUGUUUUUGAAAACCACAUGAAAAAUGUGCUAUGGGGAGAGUCCAUUUUAUUUACUCUGAAUGCGGAGCUGGAGGGACAGCAUGUGAUAGCAUAAAGCUAUGAUGCAUUAGUGUUCUAAUUUUUACAAUACUGAAAUUUUUAAAAAUUAUGCAGAAAAAUACUGCAUUCAUUUUUGAAAUGUUUGAGAUAAUUAGGCAUUCUAUUCUAAUUUGUAAGCUGUAAAAUAGAGGAAACCUUUCCAAUUUAAUUUAUUUAUUCUUGGUGGCCUGAUUAACAGUGAGCAUAUCGUGUGGUGUUAUGGGUUACUAGUGCAUAUCUGACUUCUAACAAAAAGAGAAGGAAAGGACAUAUAUUGCUGUCACAUAUGCUUUGAACAAAUUCAUAAUAAUCUAUAUUGUAACAUUCAAACUACAUGGUGCAUGUAUCAUCUGUUUGUCGCCUUGUUUUUCAACCUGCAAGCUCAUAAGGUCAGGAAACAUCACUAUAUAAGUGACAGUUCUAA
This is a messenger RNA of Hemiscyllium ocellatum (epaulette shark), 6514 nucleotides long. It is a transcript of the gene fam135a, whose product is annotated as family with sequence similarity 135 member A. The transcript has 22 exons. The record is from RefSeq and is a predicted model, not a curated record. Bases 451 to 4953 code for a protein of 1500 amino acids. Lineage: Eukaryota; Metazoa; Chordata; Chondrichthyes; Orectolobiformes; Hemiscylliidae.